This is a messenger RNA of Penicillium maclennaniae, 2394 nucleotides long. RefSeq names its product fungal specific transcription factor domain-containing protein. Bases 1 to 2394 code for a protein of 797 amino acids. The record is from RefSeq and is a predicted model, not a curated record. Gene Ontology annotation, biological process: DNA-templated transcription. Gene Ontology annotation, molecular function: DNA binding; zinc ion binding. NCBI's taxonomy places the organism in Eukaryota, Fungi, Ascomycota, Eurotiomycetes, Eurotiales, Aspergillaceae. The transcript has 3 exons.
AUGACCAAAGAAGAAAUCUCGAAGGCACAUGUAAAUUUGCUCGAAGAUAGGAUAAACCAACUAGAAACAGCACUGCGAGAAAAGGAGGAGGAGCCGCGGUCUGCAGACCAGCAGCAGAACAACGGCCAAGCGAUCAGCAACACCAGAGAGAAUGUUUCUCAGAACGCACAGUCGGAGUCCACUACCUUCGCCUUGCCUAAUCUCCCAGGUUCUGAACCAACAUUUCCCAGACACCGGAUCGAGUCAGCUGGAGACCCGUAUAGCCUGCAAGACAGCACAGCUGGCCCAGGAAGCUCCAGCUGCAGGAAGUCGCCCAUGGUUCACAAACUCCUGUCCACCCGAGGUCAAGUUAGCUUUGAUCAUCUUGCGGGGCGGCUACGUUACUUUGGCCCUACAACAAAUUGCCACAUUUAUUCCGAUAUUGCUGGAGAAUCGGAAGAGAGCCGCCGGCAAGCCAAAGAACAGGAGCGACGGACGCAGCGUGUGUUAUCAUCCUUAUCGCAUGCGACGCGUGACUAUUUGAUGGAUCUCUUUUGGCAGGAUUACAAUUCCGUUAUCCAUGUGAUCCACCGCGUAGCGUUUGAAAAGGGAAGAGAUGCCGGCGGGGGACCAUUUUAUUCAGGGUUCCUGCACAUAUGUAUCCUGGCUGCCGGAUGCCGCUUUGCGGAUAAGCAGCGGCCGGAUAUGCGAGGCAUCAUGCUACCUGGAAGAGAGAGCACCCUCCACAGAGAAGCCAAGUAUAUGCUUGAUUACGAAAUCGAGCGGCCGGGCGGGAUUCCAUCCAUCGGAGCUUUGCUUCUUCUGGGGAGACCUAGAAAUCGAUCGGGCCCAGGAGUGUCGCAGGAAGACAUUGAGAUCGACCGCAUGACUCUUUGGGCUUGUGUUGUCUUCGACCGAUAUUGGUCCCUAUUUCUCGGCCGACCAACGGCUUUGAAACCAGAUGACUUGGAAGUCUACGAGCUCUCGCGGCAGUUCGACCGAUUAGGCACCUCCCAGCCAGUGGGCCCGGAGAAGAGUCUUGAGACAAAAAUAUACCAGAAAUUGUUCGAAAUCAUGGAGCUGGCCGGGAAAAUCACUAAUACUGUGGAAAACGUGUCGAGUCGGAGUGCCAACCUCGAUCGACUUGCAUACCUUCGAAUGGCGGCUCUCGAUAGCGAGCUUGGGGAAUGGUACGCGCGACUGCCGGUGGAGCUGCAGUAUACUGCGGAGAAUGUCAAGACGGCCCCCUUCUCAUUCUUCUUGCUUCAUCAACAGUAUUACUCCACUAUGAUUAUGUUGCACCGCCCAUUCGCAGCUUACGAGGAUAUUUUGAACGGCACGAGCAAUUGCAAGACGAACGACGGUGAUUCAAUCGAAGCCGCAAGCCGUCUGUCUAUCAUCUCUCGUGAGACAUGUACUACCUGCGCUAGUCGGAUCGCGCAGAUUUUCUGGCAGCAUCGUCGACGAUUCGAUACUCGAAAGAUAUUCGUCACCGGCCUGCAGCAUGCUGGAAACGCAGCAAUUGCGCUGGUAGCUGCAAUAACAUCGUCAAGGGACCGAGUCGCCAAUGAGAAGAACAUGAGGUACCUAGAAUGCCUGACCGCCGUGCUGAAAGACAUGUCCGAAACAUAUCAACCAGCGGAGCGGAUGGCUACCACGUUCAACGUAGCCCUUCUAGAGCUCAAAGACCUUCAGCCAGCUCGAAAUUCGCCCAGCUUGGUGCCAGCCAGGCGAGGGAGUUCUGCAGAUUACGAGGACGAAACAGACUGUGUUUCCUCUAAGAGGGGUCCGUCAAACAGACCGCGAGCAAACGCGCAGCCGAGGCAGUCAAUGCCCUCUCCGGCCGAGCAAUUCCGCAGGCCUUUGAAAGACAUAUUGCCAUCACCCCCGCCGACCUCACAGUCGACCUCAGAUAAGAUUAGUGGAUAUGGGGUAACAGACGAAGACUUUGUAGUCACUGCCGGAGACAUGAGCAACAUCGACGACUCCUGGCCUAUUUUCAGUGAGUCGGACCCAUUUGCGAUCGAGGAUGACAUGGCUGGCCACUCGUCAUCGCCUGUAUUCCGUUCAGCGUGGGCCAGUGGUGAAACGCCUUCAUAUUCCCGGUUAGCAAGGGAGAGCAACGUGAGAUUUAUGGACCUCCUUGAAGACUCUGGUGGAUCAGUCCAGGGCAGGGAAAUCAGUGGGGGUGACAACAGCAUGCCACAAAUUUCCGGCAGUGGUGCGGAUGCUGGUAGCUCUGGCAUGACAGGCUUGUCCCAGAGCGGCGUUCGUUAUAGUGAUUUGGGUAGUUCAUCUUUCAGCGACAGGAUUCGGGGAGACCAGCCAGCAGAUCGGAAACCAAGCAGCACAGAUGCGAGGAAUACCGAGAUCCUAACAAGGCCAGACAACAUCUGGACCGAGAUAAUCAGUUGA